CCGGCAGCCCCCGCGGCCCGGAGUCCAUCCCGCCUCCUCCGGGCUGGCGGGGCUGAGGAGUCCUGAGGGGCUGCCGCGGGAGGAACCCUCACGUUCGCCUACCAGCCAGCGCCAAGCAGCUGGCUUGGGCACCCAUUAGGAGUUGACCUGCAGGUUUCCCUAGAUGAUGAAUAAACAGUCCUUCUGCCUGAAGAACAUCUGUGGAAACCUUGACCAUGGCAUCGAUAUCAGAGCCUGUAACAUUCCGAGAAUUCUGCCCUUUGUACUAUCUCCUCAAUGCCAUUCCCACAAAGAUCCAGAAGGGCUUUCGCUCUAUCCUGGUCUACCUCACAGCCCUGGAUGUGAACGGAGACUACAUUGCAGUGGGCAGCAGCAUUGGCAUGCUCUACCUGUACUGCCGGCACCUCAGCCAGAUGAAGAAGUACAACUUUGAAGGGAAGAUGGAGUCUAUCACCGUGGUGAAGCUGCUGAGUUGCUUUGAUGACCUUGUGGCAGCAGGCACCGCCUCUGGGAAGGUUGCAGUUUUCCAACUUGUGUCCUCAUUGCCGGGGAGGAACAAGCAGCUUCGGAGAUUUGAUGUCACUGGUGUUCAUAAAACCAGCAUCACAGCUCUGGCUUGGAGCCCCAACGGGAUGAAGCUGUUCUCCGGAGAUGACAAGGGGAAGAUCGUCUACUCCUCUCUAGAUCUGGAUCAGGGUACCUGCAGCUCACACCUGGUGUUGGAAGAGCCGUCUUCCAUUGUGCAGCUGGAUUACAGCCAGAAAGUGCUGCUCGUGUCGACCUUGCAGAGAAGCCUGCUCUUUUACACAGAGGAACAGGCUGUCAAGCAGAUUGGAUCCCAGCCACGGAAAAGUACUGGGAAAUUUGGUGCUUGUUUUAUACCAGGACUGUGUAAGCAAAGUGACCUAACCCUGUACGCAGCCCGGCCUGGACUACGGCUGUGGAAGGCCGAUGUCCACGGGACGGUUCAAGCCACGUUUAUCCUCAAGGAUGUCUUUGCUGGAGGAGUCACGCCUUUUGAGCUCUACCCUCGUCUGGAGCCUGAUGGGGGAAGCUGCAGCUCUCCUGAGAAACACCUGGGGCUCGUUUCGUGCUUCUUUCGGGAAGGCUGGGUGCUGAGCUGGAAUGAGUACAGUAUCUAUCUUCUGGACACCGUCAACCAGGCCACUGUUGCUGGUUUGGAAGGACUGGGUGAUAUUGUGUCUGUUUCCUGCACAGAAAAUGAAAUAUUUUUCCUAAAGGGAGAUAGGAACGUUAUAAGGAUUUCAAGCAGGCCUGAAGGACUCGGAUCCAUAGUGAGGGAUGGUCUGGAGACGAGAUGUGCAGAGCAGGUCCGUGGGCAGCAUUUGGAGAAGUCACUGGGGGCCACUGUUGGUGAGACAAGACUUGGAGGCUCUUCUGUGGCCAGCUCUGUGGCCAGUGAGCAACGGAGCAGGAGCAGCUCACUCAACUCGACGGACAGUGGUUCUGGGCUGCUGCUGCCCGGACUCCAGGCUGCCCCUGAGCUGGACCAGGGUGGCCAGCCAUCCUCACAGAGGUUCAGUAUCAUCAGUUCCGAAGACUUUGACCAGGAGCUCAUUGUGAAACCCAUCAAAGUGAAGAGGAGGAGGAAGAGAAAGACAGAAGGCGGAACCAAGAGCACCUGCCACAGUUCCCUCGAGUCGACUCCCUGCUCGGAGUUCCCUGGUGACAGCCCCCAGUCCUUGAACACAGACCUCCUGUCCAUGACGUCAAGUGCUCUGGGCAGUAGUGUGGAUCAGCUGAGCACAGGGUCUCCAGACCAGGAGAGCAACCCCAGUGCCGAGGUGAAUGGGAUCCUGCAGGAAGACAAUGGCUCUGAAACCUUCAGUGUCCUGGGGGUUCCUGAGUCUGCCCUUGACCCAGUGGAUGAAGAAAAUGGCACUAGAAAGGAACCUUCCCAGUGUGACCCCACACCAGACAUGGACCUGCUCAAUGGGGUGUUGGAUUUACCCUUGCGGCCAGGGGAGAAGGUGGGAGGUAGUGACAUCAUCUCAGGACUUGAAGAGGAGCCUGCUCCUGCUGAUGGUGCAGCAGGGCAUGCACAGCUGUGCCUGAGAAAACAGGAGAGCUCUGCUGAGGCGCGGGAAGUGAACACCGUGGAGUGCAGUGACCCCCAGAGCACUUUUUCCGAAGCCCCUCUUCUGGACUCACUUAUGGUACCUUCCAGCCUCAGCUGGCCCCCAGGUGCUGAGCAGUGGCUGCCUGAGAUGGGAGUUUAUGAAGUCCACACUGAAAAGACCAGCCCAGAGCCGGAUUUCCUGACCCACGUGGAGGUCCCUAGCUACCCGGGCUCCAACCCCUGGCAUGUAGUCACCGAUAGUGACACAGGUCAGAAAGAAAUGCCCACUUCUGAAUGUGCCAUAGGAAAUGUGGAAGGACAGGUAACUCCUCUUACCUCUGCCUUGGUGGCCAGCACCCAUGAGCAUUGGCUGGACCAACCUUUCCAGGAUCAGGCAGUGACAUCCAGUGAUGAGGAAGACAUUUAUGCCCAUGGGCUCCCAUCUUCAUCCUCAGAGACGAGUGUGGCAGAGCUUGGAGCUGAUCGCUCUCUGCAGGACCUGAGCCAGCCAGGGAAUGAUGACACCACACUGCUCAAGACAGAUCAGUUUGCAGAGAGCUGGAUGGGCUACUCGGGUCCUGGCUACGGCAUCCUCAGCUUGGCGGUCUCGGAAAAGUUUAUCUGGUGCCUGGACUACAAAGGCGGCCUGUUCUGCAGUGCCCUGCCCGGUGCAGGGCUGCGCUGGCAGAGGUUUGAAGAUGCUGUCCAGCAGGUGGCAGUCUCUCCCUCAGGGGCUCUUCUCUGGAAGAUUGAGCAGAAAUCUAACCGUGCUUUUGCUUGUGGCAAAGUUACCAUCAAGGGGAAGCGGCACUGGUAUGAGGCUCUGCCCCAGGCUGUGUUUGUGGCCCUGAGUGAUGACACAGCCUGGAUCAUCAGGACCAACGGAGAUCUGUACCUUCAGACAGGUCUCAGUGUGGAUCGGCCCUGUGCCCGAGCUAUGAAGGUCGACUGUCCUUACCCACUGUCCCAGAUCACUGCCCGGAACAGUGUGGUUUGGGCCCUGACAGAGCAGAGGGCCCUCCUGUACCGGGAGGGCGUGAGCAGCUUCUGUCCUGAAGGGGAACAGUGGAAGUGUGAUAUUGUCAGUGAAAGGCAGACUCUGGAGCCUGUCUGCAUAACUCUCGGAGAUCAGCACACGCUCUGGGCCCUGGACAUUCAUGGGAAGCUGUGGUUCAGAACUGGCGUGAUUCCCAAGAAGCCCCAAGGAGAUGAUGACCAUUGGUGGCAGGUGAGCAUCACGGACUAUGUGGUGUUCGACCAGUGCAGCUUGUUCCAGACCAUCAUGCAUGCCACGCACUCAGUAGCGACAGCAGCCCAAGCCCCUGUGGAAAAGGUAGCAGAUAAACUGCGCAUGGCAUUCUGGUCUCAACAGCUUCAGUGCCAGCCCAGUCUACUAGGGGUUAACAACAGUGGCGUCUGGAUCUCCUCAGGCAAGAAUGAAUUCCAUGUUGCCAAAGGAAGUCUCGUAGGAACUUACUGGAAUAACGUUGUUCCCCGAGGAACAGCUUCAGCUACUAAAUGGGCCUUCGUGUUGGCUUCUCCUGCCCCUACCCAGGAUGGAAGCUCCUUGUGGCUGUGCCAGAGCAGCAAGGACCUGUGCAGCAUCAGUGCCCAGAGUGUGCAGUGCCGCCCCUCCACGGUGCAGUUGCCCGCCGACGCCGAGAUGAGGACCUACGCUGCCUGCCAGGAUGCACUGUGGGCCUUGGACAACCUUGGGCAGGUGUUCAUCAGGACGCUUUCUAAGAGCUGCCCCACAGGCAUGCACUGGACGAAACUGGACCUUUCCCAGCUAGGAAACGUAAGACUGACCAGCUUAGCCUGUGGAAAUCAGCAUAUCUGGGCCUGUGACUCCAAGGGUGGAGUUUACUUCCGAGUUGGAACCCAGCCUCUGAAUCCCAGUCUGAUGCUCCCGGCCUGGAUCAUGAUUGAGCCACCUGUCCAGCCUGCCGGGGUCACCUUGGUCAGCGUCCAUUCUAGCCCCAAUGACCAGAUGCUGUGGGCCCUGGACAGCAGAUGGAAUGUGCACGUGCGGACUGGGAUCACUGAGGAGAUGCCUGUGGGGACAGACUGGGAACAUGUGCCAGGGUUACAGGCCUGCCAGUUGGCAUUGAGCACCAGGACUGUGUGGGCCCGCUGUCCAAAUGGUGACCUUGCCCGCCGCUAUGGCAUCACAGACAAGAAUGCUGCUGGGGACUACUGGAAGAAAAUUCCCGGAAGUGUGUCAUGUCUCACAGUGACCUCAUCAGACGAGCUGUGGGCAGUGGGCUCCCCUGGCUGUCUCCUCCAGCGACUGACAAAGACGUUCAGCCAUUCACACAAUACCCCAAAGAACAGCCAGGCAGCAGCCACCUUCCACCCUGAGGACCUGGAGGAUGAGUGGGAGGUCAUCUGAAGGAGCCCCAGGCAGCCAGUCAGGGAGGAAACUGAGGCUCUGUGAUGGAUGCUGAUGUUUCCUAGUGGCUCACUUACGGACAUGCCUCAUCCACCAGGCUGGAUACCCCACACUUGCUUUCCUCUGUAUUUGUUUCCGUCUCAUUCCAGAACUCACAGCCUCAGCCAUGUGCCCGGCCGGAGCUGUCACUGUAGCAGCAGCACCUUUGACAUCCUGCCAAGGUCACCUCCAAGUGGGAGCAGUGGCUGCUGCUGCUCAGUUGCAUGCACUUGUUACCUGUGCACCACAGUAAAUUCUCUUCAGCAAAACAGAUCCUGGUGUGUGGGCCGACAGGGACACCGCCAUAGGCAGAUGAGUCAAAGCCAGGAAGAGUCAGGCACGUGUCCAUACCAGCACCCCAGGCCAAACAGGCCUGCCGGUCAUUGCUCGCAGCCAUUGGAUGUGUUUGGUGACGGCGUUGACUUCAUCAUAGAGUCCCUCACAUCUCUCUGAGAGGUACAGGCCACAGUGGACGUCCCACACUAGACACUCCAGGUGGGAAAGUGCCAUCCAGGGGGGAGGCUGGACUGUGCAGGGAACACACGCACACAUCCUUGCCUCCUCAUGUUGCCCACACUCAGGGUAGCUGCCCACGUCAGCCAACACAACAGGCAGCUGGUCAGACAGAGCACAGAGGUGCCCACGUGGUCCAUUUCGUCCAGCACAGGGUGCUGGUCAGAUACAGUGCGGGAGAGGCGGAAGCAGUCUAGAGACAUCUUUGGAAAGACAUCUGACUAGUGUGCUGCUGGGCACCCUGAAGCCAGGCACUUCCUCAGAUGAUGGUCUAGUAAAUGGCCUUUUCAUUUGCUGUGUUACAAGCCUGAAUAAGAUACCUCAUUUUAGAUGAAAUCUCCCAAUUCAGAAGAUAAAUGUAUCUUCUGAAAACAGUGAAGGUCUUUUGUUCCUUCAGGAGGCUUAUCCUAAGCCCACCUUAUCUUAGUUAGAGUUUGCAGGGGUGGCAUCCGAUCAUGUCCUCAGCCCAAGAGCAGCCAGUGUCCUCAGGGGACGCAGCAUUGACUCCCCAGCAGCUGGGAAGAAAGAGUGCCUCCUGCUCACAGUUGCCAUGCCUGUCACCAUGCCGGGACAGCGGCGCUCUCUCCUCGGGCCCAGGGCAGGCUGCCCUACCUAGGAGGUCCCUGUCACUGCUCCACACUGGCUGCUUUUUUUAAUCCCCCUGGUCCAGGCGGUCACUUGAUGUCUGUUUUCUACUGCGCAUGUGUCAGGACCCUCAGUCCCCGGUGAAAGGCCCCAGCAGUCACGAAGCAGAGGCCCCAGGUCUCAGCAAUGGUGAGCUGCUGAGACCUGACUGCACUUUUUUGUUUGUUUGUUUGUUUUUCGAGACAGGGUUUCUCUGUGUAGCCUUGUGUCUGUCCUGGAUCUCACUCUGUAGCCCAGGCUGGCCUCGAACUCACAGAGAUCCGCCUGGCUCUCCCUCCCAAGUGCUGGGAUUAAAGGCGUGAGCCACCAACGCCCGGCGACUGCACUUCAUUUUAUACACUCCUUUUUGUAAAAGUUCAGUGGCAGCCCCAGCUUGGCUGCACCCCUUCUGUGAAUGGUGUGCCUUGCCCGGCUCCCCACAAUGGCAGCGCUCCCCAAGCCCACGGGGACGAUACUACAGUUAAACCCAAGUUAAGCAGACACCUCAAAACUACUUUGAGCUUCAGUGCUUUGUAUGAUUUUCUUUUGGUUUUAUAUUUUAGUUGUACUUUGAGAUCAUGCAAAAUGUUAGACUUUUUCCGAACGUUGACUCUGAUGACUGAGCUGAGAGGCCUGCAGCGGACGUCUCCUGCUGGCCUGCAGCAAGCCCACCAGCCCAGCCACACUGAAGCAGAGAGAACACCAUUGCCUGGUCUGGGACCUGGAUGGUGUUGAGCCAGCUUCCCAGGGUGGGAUAGUGAGCAGUAGCCACUCCACAGAUGUACACACCCUCUGGCAGCCCUGGAGAGAAUGCCCCAAAGAAGGCAGAAUGAAGGGCUGUCCCAAGACAUUCAUUAGGCUUUCGUUGUUUUGAGACAGUCUUAUGUAGCCCAGGCUAGCCUCUAAUUCACCAUGUAAGCUAGCCAAGGAUGGCUUCUUCUGAUCCUCCUUUCAAGUUCUAGGAUUACAGGUGUGCACCACCAUGUCCUUCUAAGAUGUCUAUGAGUAUAGCUCACUUUCAGAAUCCCCACUGGGAUGUUUCUCUUAGACAGAGGAACUCUUAAAAUCAUGACAGUACCCACAUACACCCCCAGAUUACUGCUCAGGUCUCCUGGCUUCAUGUGCCCUCUCUAGAGCCCAGGAAGGAGAAGAUGGCUAGUCAGUGAGCCUAGCCUGGCGAGUCUGCUGACCUGUGCUGAUGCCACAGACUCCUGGAGUCAAGCCCCACAAGGGCCAGCGUGCCACGUACAAUCCAGACCAUGGCUGGGCCCUCCCUCGGCAGCCAGGCAGCACCCUAGGGUAUCACACACAGCAUUCCAUAGGCAUUGCCGUGGGAGGAAACAACUGUACAGCUGCUGUGCCUGCUGUUUCCAGUUAGCACGGAAAACCUGCCUUUGCCCUCUGGGGGGCAAGUGCUUUGUACACCCACAUGAUGGGACAGCCACAGAAAACCAGGUGGAGGUUUUUACUAUUCAAAACGUCGAGCCUGUGAGUCAGAAAUCCAUGUGGGGCUGGAGAUGUGGCUUAGUGGUGACGGACCUAGCAUGCACACCGCACCACAGGCCAAAAGCCCUACCUGGGCCCAGAGCAUGCCUGCAAUCCCAGCACUCAGGAAGCUGAGGCAGGAUUGCCACAAGUUCCAGACCAGCCUGAACCACAUAGUAAGAGCCUGUCUCAAAAACACUACAUUCACAAGUAAACAAACUGAGAAGGAGACAAUGACUGCAUAAGUGUGGCGCCCACGUUGAACAUUCACUGUAGGAACUUGUCCAGACGAGCAGGAACAAACAGGACAGAGAUGGCAGAGGAGGUGAGGAGCACUUCAAUGAAGGAGACCCCAAAGACAGCCCUCUGGGAGAGCCUCCGAUGGAGCUUGGGUCCAAACGUCUCACACUUCUGCCACCUCUGAAGAUGUAUCUAGAGUAAAGCCAGAGCUGGGGUAUGUGUGUACAGCACAGUGAUCCAGCACCGGCCUAGCAUGCUGCUGUCCCUGGGUUCAGUUCUCAGAAGGGCAACAAAGGAUUAAACAGAGGGAAGGCACCCCGGGAGUAUGCCAGCAGGGCAUACUGUGGGGCCCCACAGGGGAUCUUACAGCAGCUCUCCUGACCUGUCACUUACACACCUACAGCGUGGUUUACAGAUGGAGGAGGAGGACUCUGGUGGUGGGGGCGGGUGUUUGUGCCUCACCCUUCAGGAGGGCAGAGACAAGUUCUCCUUGGGACAAGCAGUGAGCAGUGAUUGUCUCCAGUUUGUGUCUUUUUAUCCUUUGAAUGUUGAGCCAUGUAAAUGUAUUAUUUAUUUCAAAACUAAAUAAAAUUUACAUUUUAGAAA
Peromyscus maniculatus bairdii (prairie deer mouse) is the source of this 7979-nucleotide messenger RNA. NCBI's taxonomy places the organism in Eukaryota, Metazoa, Chordata, Mammalia, Rodentia, Cricetidae. The record is from RefSeq and is a predicted model, not a curated record.